Heterostelium album PN500 is the source of this 192-nucleotide messenger RNA. RefSeq lists its product as uncharacterized. Bases 1 to 192 code for a protein of 63 amino acids. Lineage: Eukaryota; Evosea; Eumycetozoa; Acytosteliales; Acytosteliaceae. The transcript has 4 exons. The record is from RefSeq and is a predicted model, not a curated record.
AUGAAUAGAGUUAUCGAUCAUAUCAAGUGCGCAUUGAUAUGUAUCAUUAAUUUAAUUAAAUAUAGAUAUUUUAGACCAAAGGUGGUAGAGAAUGUAAUUACUAUUGCUAGAAGUAGUCCAAAUAAUAAUAAUAAUAAUAUGAGAUGUCAAACAUCAACAAGAAAUACGUAUAGUGAUCACAAUAGUGAAUAA